Stereum hirsutum FP-91666 SS1 is the source of this 3243-nucleotide messenger RNA. RefSeq lists its product as uncharacterized. Gene Ontology annotation, molecular function: zinc ion binding; DNA-binding transcription factor activity, RNA polymerase II-specific; DNA binding. The coding region runs from base 1 to 3243 and encodes 1080 amino acids. The record is from RefSeq and is a predicted model, not a curated record. Lineage: Eukaryota; Fungi; Basidiomycota; Agaricomycetes; Russulales; Stereaceae. Gene Ontology annotation, biological process: DNA-templated transcription; regulation of DNA-templated transcription. The transcript is spliced from 12 exons.
AUGAACGAACACACAGUGCUUAGCAUGAACGACGACUAUGACGACGGAGACGAGCUCUCGGAACUACCCGGCUCCGCGAUGGAUGUGGCCCCCAGUGGUUCUGGCAAGUCGUUCGAAAAGAUCGUCAGGAGAAGGAGCAGCAAAGCUUGUGAUCAGUGCCGGAAGUCUAAAUGUAAAUGUGAAAGGUCCGGCGAGAACGAACCAUGCAAGAGCUGUAUUAUGUUGGGAACGCCUUGUACAUUUCUUGGUCCGUCCAGGAAGCGUGGCCCACCAAAAGGCUACAUUGAUGCUAUCGAGGCUCGCCUACACCAGACCGAAGCGCUUAUCGGCAUCCUUCUAGCGGCGAACGACACGCGCGCUCAAUCCCUGCUCGAAGACCUUGCUCAGGACGGGCUUGCUAAGGAGAUCAUUGAACGUGUGGAUAAUUCUCCGUACGGUAUCAAAGGACGCAGCCGAGGCGCAGAUUCGGCCAAUCCUAACAGGCCCCGUACAUCAAGCACACAGCCAGGGCAAGGCGAGGGAUCGAAUACGAACUCGAUAAACUCAACUCAUCCUUCGAACGAGUGGCAGGACAGCGUGUCUGCACGAAUUAACGCCCUUGCCAUCUCCCGUAAACAAAACAUAUACGCUCCCGGCGAUUCUCCUGCCUCCAGAUAUACCGACGAUGGUCCACGUCAAGGACGACCUCUACUCUCCCUUACAACUCCACAGGACGUUGCCGAAGACCGCUCGCUCUCACCCGCCCGACGCCAACGGCGACGUGUCGGCGACGAGGGCCCAUCUUCAGCUCACCCAGCCUCCCAAUCUCCCUCCCGGUCACCGCGGCACCGACCCUCAAUGGGUUCGAUGCAUGACCGGUACGCGAGCGGAUCUCCGGGUUUCCAGGAUGCGACUGGAGAUACAAACACUGGCACCUCGGACGCGCUCGACGAAAGCUCGGACGAUGAAUUGGCGGGGGAAGUGGGUCAGUUGAGUUUGAAUGAGGAGCGGGAGGUACGUUACCACGGCAAAGCCAGUGGUCUGCACCUGCUCCACGUCAAGGACCGUGUGGACGGCAGAAACGAGGGUGGAAUCUGGCGCUUCCCGAAGGCGAGGGUGUGGCCUCCCUUACCAUGGAAUGCGACCUCCGCCAAGGCUUCACCAGACUCUUCCCCUACUCUGCCUGAUCUUCCGAUUCAGGAACAUCUACUAGAUCUCUACUUCACUUACGUCCAUCCCGCGCUGCCCAUCGUUCACAAACAGACUUUUCUCGAGGAUUUCCGCAAUGGACAAGUCGCUUCUGGCCCGUCACCAAGUUCGAGCAGCUCGGGCCCGACGUCACCGACAGGGUCUUCGCCACGUUCCAAACGCACUCCUAUCUCCCAACUGCUCCUUCUUGUCAUGUUCUCCAUCGCCGCCCGAUACACGUCCCGGGGCGACGCGGAUGCUCCCACUCCCACAGACGGCUCGAUGUGGCCGGCAGGAGAUGUCUACCUCGACCAAGCGAAGAUCUUGUUGAACGAUUGUUAUUCAAGCUCGAGAUCGAGUACGUGUCAAGCUUUGCUCUUGAUGGGAUAUCGAGAGAUUGGGAUAGGAGCGAUGGCGCAGGCUUGGUUGUAUGUCGGCAUGGCGGUCAGGAUGGCGCAGGAUCUGGGGAUACACAAGAGUGCGGACCGGUGGCAGCAUGUGGGUAACUCCUUGUUUAGUCAAGUCGAGCUGCAGGAAAGGAGACGGGUGUGGUAUGGCUGUGUUAUUAUGGAUAAGUAUGUUUCGACAUAUAUCGGACGUCCGCUGUCGAUUUACGAGCGAGACUUCAAUGUCGAGCUGCCCAGCCUCUCGGAGGUCGAAGAGAACGAGGAAUGGAGGUCACAUCCCUCGGACCCGUUGAUGUACGACGAAAACGAGAAGGAACCAAACCUAGCGCUGAUCACCCUACCCGGCCGUGUAAUCUCCUGUUUCAAUGCCUCGGCGAAGCUAUCCAUCAUCCUGAGCAAGAUCGUGCAGGCCCUGUACGCCGUUCGUUCCGGUCCUGGCCGACAUGCGGAAUCGUUAAGGUUGGAUCAGGAAUUGGACAAGUGGUAUUUUGAGCUCCCGGACCACCUACGGUACGAUUCUGCGCGCUCGAAGAAGGGGGCGACGCCACCGCCACACGUUCUCGUAUUGCACAUGCAGUACUGGUGUGUCGUACUGCUGCUGCACCGGCCAUUGUCUUCGUCGCCUAAAGAAGAUCCACAGACGUGUGCGAUCUCGCAGAAAAACUAUGACCUCUGUGUUCAGGCCGCGAAUCAUAUUACCUCCGUCGUCGCCACAUACAAAGAUAAUUAUUGUAUCAAGCGCGCACCAGUUUUCCUGUCGUACUACGUCUUCAGUGCCAGUGUGAUGCACGUGACAACCCUCAAUGCAUACCCCGAUGAUCCACAAGCACGAAUGGGACUCAUCGCCUGCAUGGACGUCCUGAAAGCUCUCGAGGUCGUCUGGCCAAGCGCAGGACGUGCGUGGGAACUCCUCCGAGGCUCGAACGUUAACUCGGCCAGCGCAGCCAGUGCCUCACCCGAUCUCUCGAAUUCCUCGCCUUCAGGCCGACCAACGUCUAAGCGCACCGCAGAGCACUUCCUCGAAGACUCGCACUUCUUCUCCGGCGUACCAGUGCCAGGUUCUGGUCCUCGUGCUUCAGCUGGAGGUCCUGGUGCGAGUCAGGCUUUCCCGUUGACUGCGAUCUCCGCCACGGCGGGCAACCCCAACCCGUCGAAUCCGAACAUCCCCCCAAACCACAACCCACAUGGCCCCGGUUCUCAUUCGUCGCAGUCUCAUUCACAUAGCGCAGGCUCGAAUGGGAGUUACUACCCAUCCUCGUAUGAUCGUUGGGCCGGAGACGGCAGCCUGAGCACGUUCCCCGCGAGCCUGUCGACGUCGGUGUUGCCGCAACAGUAUAGCACUGGGUUCGUCGAUGAUCAUCGCGCGAGGGCAGCAUCAGCAGACGGCGGAGGGGGCGCGCCGGGAUCGCAGAGGUAUCCUCAAUAUUGGAGCGAUUAUUCGAGCCUGGGGUCGUUGAGCACUAGUUUUGGGGUACCGAUGCUGCCGCCGGAGUCGUUGCAACACGCUCAGCAACACCAACAGGGGCAGGGGCAGAACCAGACGCAGAAUCAUCAGGGCGCGGGCCAAGACAAGAUUUACGUGCCGGAACAAUACCAACAUAUGUUCGGUGAGUUGAAUUGUUCCGGUGUCGUCACACGUAUUUCUCACCACGGAAUUAUGUGGAUGUAG